Daldinia caldariorum is the source of this 589-nucleotide messenger RNA. RefSeq lists its product as uncharacterized. The coding region runs from base 138 to 485 and encodes 115 amino acids. The transcript has a single exon. The record is from RefSeq and is a predicted model, not a curated record. Lineage: Eukaryota; Fungi; Ascomycota; Sordariomycetes; Xylariales; Hypoxylaceae.
UUUCUCUUAAUAGGUAAGAAACCGGAUUCCCGGAUUCCGAUUCCGAUAACGACAAGAAACCCGCAAGACCUCGUCCUCGAGUUGAGGCUUAGGCAGGCUGCCAGUGGGACUCGCACGCAAGCGACCCGCGCUGGAUAAUGCAAAGACGCGAUUACCCGACCUUGCUGACGAAUGAAGAUCAGUGGAGGGGUUGUUUAAGAGAAAAAAAAAAAAAAAAAAAAAGUCGACCGGGCACGGACUUCCUGCAAGUAAAAAUAAGCAAGGCUUCUUUUCUUCCUUUCCUUCGAGUCAUCGCUUAUUUAUUUAUUUCUGUAUUACUAUGCCACCAUCUACACACAUACACAUGCUCACACUUCUCUUUCUCACUUUCUGUGUAUUGUAUUAUUAAUAAGGUAGUGUAUUGUACAAAGUACCUGUUAAAGAAAUACCGAAUCAGGCUUCUUGCUGCGUUGCUUGGACCACCCCGGGACUCCGUGUAUCCAUAAUCUUCUGUGUUACGGACAAGAUACGGAGUGUGACAUCCAAGACCACUUGCACAUUUAACAUCCACACCGGAUCUGUGUUACCGGGGCUUCGGUACGACUUUGUA